Messenger RNA from Chanos chanos (milkfish), 2778 nucleotides. RefSeq names its product amyloid beta (A4) precursor protein-binding, family A, member 2a (gene apba2a). The coding region runs from base 1 to 2778 and encodes 925 amino acids. NCBI's taxonomy places the organism in Eukaryota, Metazoa, Chordata, Actinopteri, Gonorynchiformes, Chanidae. Gene Ontology annotation, biological process: chemical synaptic transmission. Gene Ontology annotation, cellular component: dendritic spine; plasma membrane; cytoplasm. Gene Ontology annotation, molecular function: protein binding; amyloid-beta binding. The transcript is spliced from 11 exons. The record is from RefSeq and is a predicted model, not a curated record.
AUGGCUCAUAAAACAAGUCAGGAAGUCAGGGCCAAUAAAACGGAGACUGAAGUUCCGUAUUCAGCUGCGUUACCAGAUGAGCAGGGAAAAGGGUUUGGGGAGAACGAAGACACCGUGGUACCCUACAGAGCCACUGCAGACCAUCAGUCAACUACAGCUCCUUCAACCACUCACUGUUCCAAUGACUGCACAGCACCUAGUGACCACUCCAUCCGUAGUGAUAGCCCCAACCACCCCGACAGCAUAGACGAGGACUCUCUGUCUGAAUAUGACAAUGUCGGGUCUGAUGAGGAUGAUGAAGAGCAGGACUAUGAUGAAGAUGAGGAGCUGCACACGGAUGCAGAUGGCAUGACCUAUUACGUCCAUUGUUGUCCAGAAGACGAGAGCUAUAUGGAGGGGAUGGACUGUCAUGAGGGGGCUGAUGGUAGCGAUGGUCCCAGCACAUCACAGGACCAUGAUAAGUCUUGCAAACAAGUGGAGGGAUGGGUGAAUUCUGAGGGAUUUUAUGAGGUACUGCAAAAAGACACAGAAACACUAGUUUACAAGAGACCUGAACCGAUCACAGACCCAACAUAUGUACAGGCACCUAUGGCUGAGGAUGAGGAUGAGGAUGAUGACGAGGAAGAUGAAGAUGAUGAAGAAGAGGGCUUUUUACCUUAUGACAGAGAAGAAGCAGAGGAGGAUCAGGAUGAGGUUCUGUGUAGGAAUGACUGUGACUUUUCAGAAGAUAGCACAAAGCUUCAACAGAGGCCAAAAGAAAGUUAUGGCCAGGUUGCACAUGUAGCGGAAACAGAUAGCAGUAUCAGAGAGAGCCAGAUCAGUCUACAAGGUUCUAUGAGACACAACAUAAACUCCUCCUGUAGCGGACAGAGGAAUGAGAAGGAGGGACCCAGAGCUGAUGUCAUUUGUUUUUCAAAAGACUGUGAUGUCGGUGAGACCAAAGGAGACUCCAGGCGGAGAAUCAGGUCCAAAACCCAUCAGAUAGAGGAUACAUAUGGAGAUAGGCAUUGCAAGGAGAACUGUGGUGAUAUUGCUAAACAUGCAGAUUCAGCGGACAAAGGGUGCAAUCGAGAGAGACACUCAUUCAGAGGACAUGGCAAAGAGGAGAGAGGAGAGGAGAAGAGUGAGUCUGUGGGCAGUGACGUCCCAAAGGAGAGACGAGAACGCGGUCCGGUGUGCACUCGCACUGGUCCCAGAGUAGCUAAACAAAGUGUGAGAGAGAGACUGAACUCUUCUGAUACCGAUCAGGAGGUCACACAAAUCAUGAAUGGGGUCAAAGUGAGAUUGAACAUGGCAUGUGCAAUCACAGGGAAGGAUAAGGGGCAGUCACAUGAUCAAAGAAAGACAUCUGAUAGGUCCAAGCCCUCCUCACACAGACCUCAUAGGCGGGAGAGCCAGCCACGACCCCCAAACACCUCACCUGUUGAACAACCUGACACACCGCUCUGCAGAGACCAGCAGGAACACACCAAAGAGGAGAAGCAAAAGUCUCAACAAGAGCAGGCCCAGAUCGACCAGAACAGCCCAGAGCAGAGCAGAACCAGUCGAGUCUCUGGACCCGAAGGUCCAACACGGAGUCACAGCUCCCCUCAGCAAACAAAGAGAAAUCCCUCUUUCCCUAGCUUUGUGGAUGUUCCAGGUCCCUGUGACCCAGAGGAUCUUAUUGAUGGCAUUAUCUUUGCUGCCAGCUACCUGGGGUCCACCCAACUUCUCUCGGAGAGGAAUCCGUCUAAAAGUGUUCGCAUGAUACAAGCCCAAGAGGCUGUAGACCGAGUCAAGUGUGCAGAUGGAGAGACACAGAGUGUGACAGAUGUGGAUCUCUUCAUCUCAACCAAAGCCAUUAAAGUACUCAACGCUGACACACAGGAGACUAUGAUGGACAAUGCCCUGCGUACCAUUUCUUACAUUGCAGACAUAGGUAGUGUUGUGGUUCUAAUGGCACGUAGGCGCAUGUCUCACUCUGCUUCACUAGACUGCACAGAGACUGCCGUCAACGCCACAGAGAACCAGAGACAAUACCAAAUGGUCUGCUAUGUGUUUGAGUCAGAGGAUGCUCAAAUCAUAGCACAGUCAAUCGGACAGGCGUUCAGCAUGGCCUAUCAAGAGUUCCUGAGAGCCAAUGGAAUCAAUCCUAAGGACCUCAGCCAGAAAGACUACAGUGAUAUCCUCAACACACAAGAGAUGUACAACGAUGACCUUGUCCAUUUCUCCAACUCUGAAAACUGCAAAGAGCUGCAACUGGAGAAACAGAAGGGGGAGAUCCUGGGAGUGGUGAUAGUUGAAUCUGGUUGGGGCUCCAUUCUACCCACUGUAAUCCUGGCCUGUAUGCUGAACACUGGAGCAGCCGCACGUUCGGGCAAGCUUAGCGUUGGAGAUCAGAUAAUGGCUGUUAACGACACCAGCCUGGUGGGGCUCCCCCUUGCAACCUGCCAGGGCAUUAUCAAGGCUCUGAAGAACCAGGUUCAGGUGAAACUAAGUGUGGUCAGCUGUCCUCCUGUCACUACAGUCCUUAUUAAAAGACCAGAUCUGCAAUACCAACUGGGCUUCAGUGUACAGAAUGGCAUUAUCUGCAGUCUAAUGCGGGGGGGCAUUGCAGAGCGGGGAGGAGUACGCGUUGGCCACAGAAUCAUUGAGAUUAACGGGCAGAGCGUCGUUGCCAUGGCGCAUGAGAGAAUAGUCCAUGCCUUGUCUAUGUCUGUGGGGGAGAUAAAUAUGAAAACUAUGCCAGCUGUAAUGUUCAGAUUGUUAACAGGACAGGAAACUCCUGUAUACAUUUGA